This is a messenger RNA of Colius striatus (speckled mousebird), 2469 nucleotides long. It is a transcript of the gene ANGPTL7, whose product is annotated as angiopoietin like 7. The record is from RefSeq and is a predicted model, not a curated record. Bases 153 to 1199 code for a protein of 348 amino acids. NCBI's taxonomy places the organism in Eukaryota, Metazoa, Chordata, Aves, Coliiformes, Coliidae. The transcript is spliced from 5 exons.
CUGAAAAAAAGCUACUUCUUCAGGCUCCACCUUCAGAGACUCACUUCAUUGGAAGAAAGUUAGGUACCAGUCUGCUGGAAAUUUCAUACCUAUCCCAGCUGCAUUCAGAGCACUUGCAAUCAGCUGGAAGUUUUCUGUUGCUGUAAGCAAAAAUGCCAGCAAGAUCCACUGCUCAGCUGGCAUGGCUCUGCAUUGUCACUGUGUCUGUGGCAAUCUAUCCAGCACUGCUGCAGAAGCCUCCUAAAAGGAGAACAAUCAACGGGAAUGCACAGUCCAAGAUGACAGGCUGCUGCGAUGAGAUUAAAGAGCUCAAGUUGCAAGUAGCCAACCUGAGCAGAAUACUGCAGGACCUGAGCAAGAAGCAGGAAGGUGACUGGAUGAACGUGGUCAUGCAGGUGAUGGAGCUGGAAGGGAACACCAAGCAGAUGGAGUCUCGCCUCAUUGAUGCUGAGAGCAAGUACUCCGAAAUGAACAACCAGAUAGAUAUCAUGCAACUCCAGGCAGCUCAGACGGUCACACAAACAUCAGCUGUAGAUGCUGUCUAUGACUGCUCAUCCCUUUACCAGAGGAACUACCGAAUCUCUGGCGUUUACAAGCUACCUCCUGAUGAAUUUUUAGGGAGCCCUGAUUUGGAGGUGUUCUGUGACAUGGAGACAGAUGGAGGUGGCUGGACUAUCAUCCAAAGACGUAAAGUUGGUUUGAUAUCUUUCAAUAGGGACUGGAAACAAUACAGGGAAGGAUUUGGUAAUAUUCGGGGAGAUUUUUGGCUGGGAAAUGAAAACAUCUACCGACUUUCCAGACGGCCCACUGUCCUGCGAGUGGAGCUGGAGGACUGGGAUGGGAACAUACGCUAUGCACAAUAUAAGCAAUUCACCCUGAGCAAUGAAUUGAACAGCUACCGGCUCUUUGUGGGGAACUACACUGGCAACACAGGGCGUGAUUCCCUGAGGUACCACAACAACACAGCCUUUAGCACGAAGGACAAGGACAAUGACAAGUGUGUGGAUGACUGUGCCCAGUUCCGGAAAGGUGGCUAUUGGUACAACUGCUGCACUGAUUCCAAUCUGAACGGGGUUUACUACCGCAGAGGAGAACACACCAACAACAUGGAUGGCAUCACCUGGUACGGGUGGCACGGAUCAACGUAUUCCCUCAAGAGAGUUGAGAUGAAGAUCCGGCCAGAAGACUUCAAACCAUAGAGGGAAGCAGUAUUUCAUUGUACAGUUACAUGAACAGGAGGUGGGCAAUGGACAGCUCAGAAUCAGCCAAGUAAUUGUUCAUUUCAUCUAAUGUGUGCAACAGCGACAGUACACGUACACACAGCAACACUAAGCACCAGCCAUAGCCACUCGUGUUACUGGGGCUCAAACUUAAUUCUUCCUCUUUUUCCAAAGGGAAAAAUACUGUGUUAGAAUAGGUUAGAACAGAAAACACUUACAGUACCUCCAGAAAAUCUACUGGUGUGUUUUCAUUAGUAUUGUGACUAGUGAGUUGCCUUAGUACCAACCAGCCAGGCAGCGACUGAAAACAGAAAGCCUCCUUGUUGCCUUUCCUUCACUGUCAAUGUAAGUGUCAAUAGUAACUCCUUCCAAGAGGGACUCAAAUCACAAGGAUCACAUACUUAUUUCAGACCAGAGGAAUCAAUCAGAACUGUCCCUGAUGCACCUUUCUUGAGUGUAUAGUAAGUGACAAAAUGAAGCUCAAAAGUUUAGGAUUAAGUAGUGUUGCCUAAGUUGUCUCUAGAAGUUUUACUGCCAUGUCCUGCUGCUGUCUCAACUAAGUCUCCACAGAGGACUGCACUCAGCAGAUGGUAACCCUGGAAAAAGUAUUUGUCCCAUAUGUUCUGCUUAUUCCUAUCCACAAAUCACCAAAACAGGUUGAUAAACAAGAAAACAUCUUUCUGGACUGCCAUGAAGUUACACUCAAGUUAGAAUGUAAAUGUGCUACAAGUCAGUAAGACUAAGAGAGAACAACAGGUUAGCAAAAAUAUCCAGAACCAUCCACCCAGCCCAAAAACUCAGCUCCAACACUUAAAACCACUAUAAUAACCAUGAGCAAAACACUAGUACACACCAGAGAAUCCACAAGUAUCAAAAGUUAUUCAGACAUGAGGGAAUGUUUGCUUGCAUAUCAUGCUGAGGAAUACUAAGUCUGUUCUGAGGAACAUCCCAUUUACAAGUUACCUAGAGCAAAAUCAGUUUGUUUCUCCCUUACAUAACACAGUGUUAAAAACAACAGUUAAAACAGACUCCUCUUGUAGCCAUACUGCUUUUUGAAUAUGUUGGAAAAGAUAGUAAUAGUUAAUAUCUCUAUUUUUGUUCACCUUAAGGAGAGUUUUAAUCUAAUUUAAAUUGUUCAGUCUUGUGUGAAAUGGGAAAUAAAAGUGUCUUGGGAAAUUGCCUUGCAUACGUUUGACCAUUCAUACUGUAAAUUUCAAAUGUGCAGAACUAGAGUUGGAACUAUUUUAAC